GGCAGCGGCGGUUCCCAUGGAGAUGGAAGAUGGCGGCGCGGAGCCGCCAGCGCUCCUCGGCCCCGCUGCAGGUCCUUCUCUUCCUCAACGGGUGGUACAGCGCGACCUACUUCCUGCUGGAGGCGUUCAUCUUCGCCUACAAGGUGCUGCUGCUGCCGUACCCGCUCACCAACCUGCUGCUGGACGUGCUGCUGCUGCUGCUCUACCUCGGCAUUGAGGCCACGCGCAUCUUCUUCGGUUCCAAGGGCAACCUGUGCCAGCGCAAGGUGCCUCUGGCCGUCUGCCUGGCCCUCACGGUGCCAGCGGCCGUCAUGGCGACCUACUGCCUGCUGCUGCAGACCUACGCCCUGCGUCUGGAGGCCAUCCUCAGCGCCAUCCUCCUGCUCUUCUACUCCGUGGAGCUGCUGCUGGGCGGCCUGGCGCUCGCCUCCUUCUCUAGCGUGGAUGCAUACUGAGACCCCGCACCAGAGGGCCACAGCAGCACAGGCACACGAGAUGGCAGCCAGCAGGCGGCACAGGCUCCAUCCCCCAGCCCGUGGCAGCGAGCCAGACCCACACCAGCACCUGUGGGCAGUGCCAGGGUUGUCCUCCCUCCUGCCUCCCUGGGCAGCACUGGCCCCGCUGCCACCUGACCCCGAGGCUUGUGACACACAGGUCAGUUCAAGCCUAAAAAAGACCUGUGGAGGCGGGUUUAUCCUGUCCAGCAACAGUUCUGAAGGCGAUGCCACCCAGCUGGCAUCCCUGGGGGCUGGCUGGUGGUUUGGGGCUCCUUAGUUUGCCUGAACCCCUCGGGCUCCUCCGGUGCACAGCCUUAGCUGGAAGGACCUGUAUGGGGCUACGAGCUCCUCCUGGGCCUUGAAACGGCUGCGCACAGCACUGUGCAGCCCCGCUGGGCAUAGGGACCUCAUGGCCUUGUCCCUGCCACCUGUCCCAGCUUGCAACUGCACUACCGCGCACAGAAAUGCUGCUGGGAAGGGGACACGCAGUCCCUGAGGCCGGGGUUUGCAGCUCUGCCUCCUCUGCUUCCUCUAAAACAAGGAAGGCUCUGUGGGAGAGGCUGGCUUCGUGUGAGGCCCCACCAGCUCCUGGCAGCCAGAGCUGCUGCUCUGGGAGACGAACGUGGAGGCUGCGAUCCCGCUGUGAAAGCUGGGGCGAAGGGGGUGACCCCAGCCCAGCUCUCUUCCAGCUGAAAUGGAAAGCUGCGUGCCUCUGAGCCCCCGCGCCCCCGAGGAUCCAUCCACUUCCAUCCCCACUCCUGGAGGGCUGAGAGAGGGACGGGCUCACGAAACUCCCUCCGUGAAAAUAAAGCACCAUUUCUCUUUG
Molecule: messenger RNA, 1323 nt
Organism: Gallus gallus (chicken)
Lineage: Eukaryota; Metazoa; Chordata; Aves; Galliformes; Phasianidae
Gene: TMEM216
Product: transmembrane protein 216
Exons: 6
Coding region: 30-455 (141 amino acids)
Biological process (GO): non-motile cilium assembly
Cellular component (GO): ciliary transition zone
Source: RefSeq, a predicted model, not a curated record